Molecule: messenger RNA, 1118 nt
Organism: Ruditapes philippinarum (Manila clam)
Lineage: Eukaryota; Metazoa; Mollusca; Bivalvia; Venerida; Veneridae
Product: toll-like receptor 2 type-2
Biological process (GO): inflammatory response; immune response; toll-like receptor signaling pathway
Cellular component (GO): membrane
Molecular function (GO): transmembrane signaling receptor activity; protein binding
Source: RefSeq, a predicted model, not a curated record
AAGUCGAACCAUUUGCCUUUAACUCGUCCUCGCUCGUGUCACUUACUCUACAAUAUCGUUAUUCUGCUUUGUACGUUUUCCAGUCCUUGAAUAAUACCUUUAAGUUUUUGCCCAAACUCAGAAAAUUGAUAAUAGAAGACAUUUCAAUGUUGCGGUUAACCAACCAAGAUAUUAUUGGAUUUUUUUCGCCGCUUCAUAACUUGCGAGAACUACGUUGUUUUAGCUGUCAGAUAUCAUGGGAUCCCAAAAUUAUCUUGAAUCUAAUGAAACAUUUGGACACUGUUAACUUUCAAUCAAAUAUGAUAUCAAAAUUAAGUAGUGAAACAUUCAAAGAUAAGAAGAAUCUGAGAAAGCUGGAUCUACGGUAUAACCAACUUGGACAUAUAGAUUCUACAGCUUUACCGAUUUCACUUCUUAAUAAGUUGCACCAUUUAGACAUCAGCAAGAAUCCAUUUGUUUGUGACUGUAACCUGGAAUGGUUUAUUGCUUGGUUGCAAUCAACACAUAAACCUUUAACGAUUUUAAGAUACCAAAAGAGAAUGUCAUCCUUGGAACACGUGGAUUUGGGUCGCUAUCAUUGCAUCACCUUGUGCAUUAUCAUCAUAGUUGUAUAUAGGAAUCGAUGGAACAUUAAACAUUAUAUCUAUUUAAUGCGAAAAAGACGAAACUACCAGGUUAUUGAGGGAAAUGAUUUUGUAUAUGACGCUUUUGUUGGUUAUGAAUCCGAGGAUUCAGUCUGGGUACGCCGACUGUUACCAGUACAAGAGGAAGAAAUUGGCCUGAAAUUAUGCAUUCAUGAGAGAGAUUUUCAGCCUGGGUUUGUAAACGACAAUAUUGUCACAAAUAUAGACAAAAGUAGGAAAGUAAUACUUGUUCUUACCAAUGCCUUUGCACGAAGCGGAUGGUGCAUGUUUGAAUUAAAAAUUGCACAUUCUAAACAGAUCGAAGAUGAAACAGAAUUAGUGGUUAUUUUGUUGGAGAAAAUUGAUGGAAGAAAUAUGAAUCAUUCCCUGAAAUGUCUUUUUGAUUCAACAACGUACAUUGAAUGGACAGAGGAUUUGGUUGAUCAGGACUUGUUCUGGGAGCAAUUGAAAACUGUUCUUGUGAAAUGAUUGCGU